AUGGAAAGUAACGUUUUCAGUUUGCCGGAAAGUUUUGACACCGGCGACGGUGGCCUUGGCCGCCACGGUUCGAGGGAAAGUGAGCAUGCUGAGAUCACACAUCUGUGCCGUGCCACAGAUGUGUUUGAGAAUUGGAGCAAUGCGACCCCAGCAGAGCUUCAUGAAAUCCAGCUUUGGAGCGGCUACGGCCAAAGACAGAGGAAGCGUGACCGUGAUAGGCAAGCUCAGAAAGAGGUUUUUUGUUUCGUGCUGGAUCGUUGCUUUCUGCUCCGGUCGCCGGUGCGAUUGAAACGGGAGCAGUUUCAAGGCAGGCAGUUGCAGCGUGUGUAUCGUCCGACCUAUGAGGUGUACAAGCUUUUGAGUGAAGAGCCAGGGCAACACUUGAUGGCUUGUCCUUCUGGGGGAGAUUUGCUCCCAGAGUUGAAGCGGGAGAAAGGGUGGUUGGUGCAGGUCCCACGGGGCCUGGCCGUUCUGUCUCAGACACAGGCAGUGGCCACACCACUGAAUCUGUGGAUGCCGGGGAGCAUGAUGGCAGGCUUGCACGUUCAGGUAUCCCGUACCCCCUCAGCUCAGCCUCAGGCGGCUCAGGAACUGGAACCGGCAGAGGCAGAGGCGGCAGAGGCAGAGGGGUCAGCAGACGGUGCUGAAGAAGUUCCGGAAGAACGUGCUAAAGCAGCACGUGGAGUCGCUGGAGCUAAGGCCAGAUGGAACAAAAGCAUUGUGCGUUUGAGCUCCAUGCAGGAGAUACAAAUCGUCAGGUUAAACUUCGCCAUGCAGAAUGCCAAGGACAUUCCUGUCGUUGUGAGCUGCGUGGCCCGUUUCCUGGAGCCGAAGCUAGGGCCCUUCGACCCUGAAGCUCUUCAGCAGAUGCUUGAGUCUGUGCCUGGUAAGUACAAACUCCACACCCAAAUGCUUCGCCUGGAUUGGCUUCACAUGCACCACAGAAGAUGUCUGAUGGCAGAGCAAGCCCUCUGUUCUCACACGUCUGUCAGCAGAUUCUUGAGCAUGGAUGCCAGCCCCCAAGGGGGGUACGAAUACUUGGCAAUGACAGAGGAAGUUCUUGUGAGAAAGUUGCCGUUCAUGCCACCGGCAGACCCAUUUAAAGGUUUCUCACACGAAUUUAGGUUAAUGCCUGUCAUGACUUUGGCCAGAGGAGAGGCCAGGACAUUUGUCAAGGCCCAAAGGUUGAAGUCUGCAAUAAUCCUGGAGGCUGGAGAGCCUCAUUUCCAGCUUUACAGGAAACAAGUGAAGGGCUGGGUUUCAGAUCAAGGAACGGAGCGAUUGAUACCGGAAUGGCCCAUAGGCGACGAGGCUGCCAUGAAAUCCUUAGCAGCAUCCUUGAAGGAGGAGGCCACCCUAGAAAACCUGGCUGCUGGCACAAGUGAAGCCUUCCUUUUCAACAGCCUGAAGCAUCCAGGGAUCAUCCACGUGCUCUUCAAUUCACUUGAAGAGUGCUGCAAAGGGUGCCCAAGGUGGGAUGCAGUCGAAAAGCAGGUGUCUGCCGUCUCGAAGCUUUUGACGAACAGAAGCUAUAAGGAGAUCGUGGUUUCAGUCAUGCUGAAGCAUGCCAGCGGAGAGCACAGGCGGAUUGUUCAACGAUACCAUGGUGAACUGCUGUCCUGGCGGUGGGAGAGUCUCCAUGUAACGUUGAAGAACUACUUGGAGGUCAGGCCGAUUCUGUUGGAGCAUUGGGAUCGUUCUCUUUGUCCGAUGCUGCUUUGUGCGACAUGGUCGAUGCUGCUCUGA
Molecule: messenger RNA, 1746 nt
Organism: Symbiodinium sp. CCMP2592
Lineage: Eukaryota; Dinophyceae; Suessiales; Symbiodiniaceae
Source: the annotation of a GenBank genome assembly